Messenger RNA from Oncorhynchus tshawytscha (Chinook salmon), 5559 nucleotides. RefSeq names its product regulator of G-protein signaling 3. The coding region runs from base 770 to 3706 and encodes 978 amino acids. Gene Ontology annotation, cellular component: plasma membrane; nucleus. NCBI's taxonomy places the organism in Eukaryota, Metazoa, Chordata, Actinopteri, Salmoniformes, Salmonidae. Gene Ontology annotation, biological process: signal transduction. Gene Ontology annotation, molecular function: protein binding. The transcript is spliced from 16 exons. The record is from RefSeq and is a predicted model, not a curated record.
GGCCGACCCAGCACCAGUCUCGCCUCUGUGACGCCAGCCCCCACACACGGACACGCACACCGCGAGCACAGCGCUCGUCUUCUCUCCGCAGAGCAGAGAAGACCGGACAGUGCUAGGAAGACUCACGGUAAUGUGAGGAGCCGUACACAGCACUUUGAGGACACAGUGUCGUGAGGAGCUAUACACAGCAUUCUGAGGACACAGUGCUGUGAGGAGCCAUACACAGCACUCUGAGGACACAGUGUUGUGAGGACCCAUACACAGCAUUCUGAGGACACAGUGUUGUGAGGACCCAUACACAGCAUUCUGAGGACACAGUGUUGUGAGGAGCUAUACACAGCACUCUGAGGACACAGUGUUGUGUGGAGCCAUACACAGGACUCUGAGGACACAGUGUUGUGUGAAGCCAUACACAGCACUCUGAGGAUCUAAUUGUUGACUGCGCUGACCACAUACAGAUCAUUGUUUCUAGUGCAUCUCAUUGACUGUCUGUUGACCAUCCAGAUAGGACCAUACCUAGUGGUUGCUGCAUAGAGGACAGCAAUCAACACAAACUGUAAUGACUGGACUAUAGAGGAUCCUGACAAGUGAACCACCAUACAGAGAGGUCUGGGAUCAGAUUUGGAACACACAUUGAAGAGCACAUACAGCAUUGUGAGAACCCAUAGAAGAACAGAGGAACUCUAGAGGAACAUCCUCAGGGAACCAUCCAGGACGGUAGACAGAGAAGCAUCCACAGUGGGUCUGUCCUCAGGAGGAGCUUGCAGACAUGCAUACCAUCCACGGGCUGUGUAGGAUCUGCAUCACUGCUAGACUGCCUCAGGUGACCAUCCUUCGAGGAAAAGACGGCUAUGGCUUCACCAUCUGCUCUGACUCCCCAGUGAGGGUUCAGGCUGUCGAUUCAGGUGGUCCGGCGGAUCAGGCAGGUCUGCAGCAGCUGGACACUGUGCUGCAGCUCAACGGUCAGCCUGUAGAACAGUGGAAAUGUGUGGAGGUCGCCCACGCCAUCAGAAACAGCUCCAAUGAGAUCAAGGUGGUGGUGUGGCGCACUGGGUCUGCCGCCAAGCCCAGUUUCGAGGGCCUCAUCCACCGGCCCUCCUACAAGCCCUCAUCCUCCUCCAACUAUGAUGCCCCCUCGCCCCCCACCAGGCGGCGGGACAGGUCCAAGGACCGGCUAGACCGGGACAUGUCCCCCCCGGCCGUGCCCCCCCUCCCUGCCCACCACAGGACCAGCCGCCGGGUGCUGGUCAACGGCUCUGAGGGGGCUGGCGGGGGAGGGUUAGGAUGGGUAGGGGUAGGGGGUGCGUGGGGGGAGAGGGGGCGCGUAGGAAGGGGGGCAGAGGAGGUGGAUGGUAAAGUCAGGAGCCAGACCCAUAGCCAGAGCCACACAGCCACGCUGAAGGGGACUAGAGUGAAGGCAUCCAACGGGGAUAACUACAUCAUCCUGGCCCCCAUCAACCCAGGAAGCCAGGUAUUGAGGCCUAUCUACCAGGACAAGCAUGGUACCCUGGCAGGGAGGAUGUACCCGCACCAGGCCAGCGUGCCCCAGACUCAAGGGGGUGGCGGUGCUCCACCUGGGGGUGUAGGUCUAGCAGGCCGGACCACCUUCCUAAGACGCUCCACUAACGCCAAGACAUCUAAACCAUCCGAUGCCAACCUCUUUGGCCAACCCCCACCCAGCUACCAGCAGGCCCAGAGCUCCUCCAACUUUGCUAACUACCAGAACUGUACUAUAGUACGCUCCCAUGUACCACACGGCAACCCGCACGGCAACUACGGCUACGUCAAAGCAGCACCUAAGAUCCUCAUCUUCCCCAUCUUUGUUCAGCCUCUGGACCUGUGUAACCCCACACGGACUCUGGUGGUCUCUGAGGAGAUGAUCCUCCACGAGAGCAAGCACCUCUCCAUUAAGGUGACAGUGUUCAUCUAUACAGACCUGAUGCUUGUGACCAGAGAGGAUGAACCAGGGAGAUGUAAUGUCCUACAGAACCCUCUAUUCCUCAGACAACUACGGCUACAGGACGAUUGUGCUGAAGAGCUGAAGUUCUAUCUCAUCCACAUGACUGAGAAGUGUGACUGCUUGCUCAGUCUGGAAGCCUACUCGGCUGACCAGAAGCGACGUGUGUGUCAGUGUCUGAAGGACAACAUUGAAAAGCAGCUCCAGCUCCAGAGGAGUGCGCCGUUCUCCCCUCCUGCUGACCAGAUGCUUGAGCCCAAAGUGGACACCCCUCCAUGUGAGCUGGGAGUAGGCCUAUCCCUGCCACGGGGCUCCGAAGAGGACCUCCUUUACCCCUACCCUUCUAGCCCCUCACUGCCCCUGACUCUGGGCAGCCCACAACCCUCUGAGCCCCUCACGCCCCUGGAGGAGGUCUGUAGCCCGCUGGGUGACGAAGAGGAGCACAAGGUGCCCCCCACCCCGCCCCCAUCCACCGAGGGAGAAGACUGCAAGAGCAUGGAGGGCACCGAGCCCGAGAUCUGGAGGGAUAGAGAGGAGGAGGUGGAGGAGGAGGAGGAGGAGAGGAAGGGUGAGGAGGAAGGAGAGAUAGAAGAGGGUGGGGAAAGAGAGGCAAUUCCCUCAGCGACGGAUGACGAGGCCCCGUCAGACCCCCCCGACACCAACGCCCCACCCUCCUCCUCCUCCUCCUCCUUCAUCAUUCCCGAACUCCGCCUAGACCGCUCCUUCAGCGCCAAUGCUCUCUCCUCACCCAACACCGACGAAGAGUACGACGAGGAUGAUGAAGAUGAUGAAGAAGAUGAUGAUGAUGAUGAUGAUUAUGAUGAAGAAGAUGACAGCGAUGAUGCCUACCCAGAGCGCCGCGACAGUAAGCGCCGCAGUAUGGUGGAGGGUUCUGCCUGCGAGAAGCAUGGCGGCCGGCUGAGCGUCCAGAACUCACUGCGGCGCCGCACGCAUAGCGAGGGCAGUCUGCUACAGGACCCACGCUCUACCUGCUUCACCUCAGACAACACCAUCAAUUGCCUGGACGCGAGCCACGGACACAAGGGGGGCUGGUCGCUGCCCUCGCCCAAGACCCUGAAGAAGGAGCUGACCAAGAACGGAGGCUCCAUGCACCAGCUCUGCAUGCUUUUCUCUGGCAGGAAGCUCAGUGCCGGAUCCCCAUGCAGCUGUGAAGUUGGCCCCGAAGGGUCCAAGAAGAAGAAAUCCAAGAACCUGGCCAAAGACAUGAAGAACCGGCUUGCUUUCCUGAGGAGGAGGAAUGAGUCUCCCGGAAGCAACCCACCCGGCAAAUUCGACAAAUCCUUGAAGUCAUCAGUAAAGCCCACCCCGGAGGAGGCACUCAAAUGGGGGGAAUCUCUGGACAAGCUGCUGGCCCACAAAUAUGGCCUGGCAGCGUUCAGAGCUUUCCUGCGCACAGAGUUCAGCGAGGAGAAUCUGGAAUUCUGGUUGGCGUGCGAGGAUUACAAGAAGAUUAAGUCGCAAUCCAAGAUAGCGUCCAAAGCCAAGAAAGUCUUCGCUGAAUACAUUGCCAUCCAGUCUUGUAAAGAGGUGAACUUGGACUCGUACACUCGAGAGCACACUAAGGACAACCUUCAGAAUGUGACGCGUUCCUGCUUUGACCUGGCCCAGCGCAGGAUAUACGGCCUGAUGGAGAAGGACUCGUACCCUCGUUUCCUCCGCUCAGAGCUCUACAUGGACUUAGUCAACCAGAAGAAGGCCAGCACCACGUCCACCUCCUCAUCGUCGUAAACACGCAGAGAUCAAGAUCGAAAGUGAGAGACGACGACGAAAGAGAGAAGGCAGAGACUUGAAAGCAGGGGGAGGUAGAUUUUUUUCAUGUUCGCCUUUUUGUUUUGUUUCUGCCUUCAUCCUGUCCCGUCAUGAGUUGGGUGUGAGAAAGACGGCGAGCUAGGCCGUGGCACUGAGGGGGGUGUUGUGUACACAACGACGAUGACAACAGGCUGAUGGAGGGCGGAUAGAGAGCCCAGUCAGGACAGCUGGUCACCGUCAUGUGAGGGCUUGUCCAAGGGUUUCUCGGAUCACUCUCAUUGAUCACUGUCUGUCGUUCAUAAUGACAUAUGUUAGUGUGUCCAUAUUUAAGUUAUCUUCCGGACGUACUGGAGAAAGGGUUGAAACCUCUGCAGACAUGAAGACAGUCCAGUACUGUGUUGAAGCAAAUGUUGUAUUUAGUCAUUUUUUUCACACCCCCCUAUCCUCCUCCUCCUUUGGAGCCUGUUGGUACGACACAGAGGUUUGUUUUGUCCUAGUUUUUCCAUGUCUCAAAGCUUUCAUGACCAUUUUCAAAUGGACUUGCGAGAAAAAGGAGAAAUUGGGUUGCUGGAUCAAUGUCUGAAUGAAAAGACGUUUUUUGAGCUUUUCUCUGUUGUCAUGUUCUCCAAUUCACGGCGUGCACACCUCUUUCAAGCACAGUCGGCACCUGUUCUGUUCAGCACCCUCUCACAGGGUCCCACCUCGUCGCAUUCAUCUAAAGAAUACGGCAAAAGACACAGAGACAGAGAGAGAGAGAGAGAGAGAGAGAGAAAGAUGGAGAAAAUACAAAUAUCAACAAUGGAACGGACCAAAACUGCAGAAAAGCAGAAAUGUGCCACUCACUCGAAAACAUAUUGGGGGGAAAAAAAGACUUGUUGCCUGUCUCCAAAGACUGUCGAAAAAAAAUGAGCAAUUCAUUGUAGCUCCACCUGGACUGAACAAGGCAGCAUUCUCAGGACAUUAAGGCACUUGACUAUGAAGCUUCCAAGCUUGAAUUUGUUUUUUUCAUUUUCGUUUUUACACAUACAAUGUUUCCUUUUUUUAAUUGUUUUAGGUUCAAACCUGCACUCCAUAGGUAUACUGAGCAAUACUGUUGGGAGGAUGCUCUUUUCAUAGACAUAAAAAAAGAAAAAAGUGCUUCACCUGUACAAAGGUUUGCCUAUUUAUUUAGAUACCAUGCCGGAUGCUUCACCCAUUGCACUCAGCUAAAAGCGCUCCCUCCCCCUAACCAUGAAAUAGGUCCACCGCUGUCCUGACUUUAAGUGCAAUAUGUUAUUGUUUAUUUUCCUUUUUUUUGGGGGAUAAGUUUCAAUUUUGAUUGGAAAGACAAUGGCUUGAUCUCUGUGUUAUACACUUUAUUUGUAAGAGUCAUGUUGCAAAAUUCAGCUAUAAGGUUGAUUUGACAGUUGAAGUAAAUAAACAAGAAAAGACACAUGAAUUAAACAAGUCAUUCUUACUGUGUACCCUGGCAGCAGGCAGCUAGGGGUUUAAGGAUGUACAUAUCAUUCUUUAAGAAAACAAGAGGUUUCACUUGCGUCGAGCUGGAACCUGGCUGUAUCUAUGUAAAUAUGAGAGACUCAAAGCUAUAAGAUGACAUGUAUUGUUAUAAAAAAAAAACGAGGAAGGUCCACCCUUUCCUGGUCAUACAAUGCUUGUCAGGAGUUUAUGAAGUUUAUGAAAUGUGUUUGAUCAUUUUCACUGUUUACAAUUCAAACCCAACUCCUAAGAUAGCAAGCAAAAAAAAAGACAAUAGAAAUACAUUUGGUGUCAUUGCUGAAGAUAAAUAAAAACAACCAACUGGUGAAAUAAUAAAUCAUUUCUCUGAAAUUUCA